Phialemonium atrogriseum is the source of this 2269-nucleotide messenger RNA. Its product is annotated as mitochondrial putative glutamate--tRNA ligase. Gene Ontology annotation, biological process: glutamyl-tRNA aminoacylation. Lineage: Eukaryota; Fungi; Ascomycota; Sordariomycetes; Cephalothecales; Cephalothecaceae. Bases 435 to 2204 code for a protein of 589 amino acids. The transcript has 6 exons. Gene Ontology annotation, cellular component: mitochondrion. The record is from RefSeq and is a predicted model, not a curated record. Gene Ontology annotation, molecular function: glutamate-tRNA ligase activity; ATP binding; zinc ion binding.
GGAAAAGCCUUGUCUAAAAAUUUAAGGGACUAGGGAGUGGCAGGGUUGGGGGGAGCCUCGCCUAAACUUACGGGCACUGUACCUAAGUCGGGUACCUUACCUAGGCACUAGUAUCUUUGGUUCUCUUCAGGUCUUCAAGUAGGUAUUCAAUUGAAGACAAAUAGAGAAAAGUUAAUUCCAAGAUUCUAGAAAUCAGUGGGAUGAUGUGAUAAUAAAUAUUUCUCAUGACAGAGCACUGCGUUUUCCUGUUCUAGAUUCUUUCAGAUUGCUUCAUUCAACAUCACGGUUCUUUCAGCUGAGCUUGGACCACCAAUACCCUUUUUCACCCUUUUUGGUGCUAAGUCUCAAAACAUGUCGUGACAUAGGUAAUUAUUCAACCGUUAAAAGGCACAAUUGGAAGCUUGGAGCACACCUUGGUCUCCUCUCUGAAUGAGAUGAGAGCUUUUCUCCUCCCGAGAAGGCCUAUCUGCGCUGGAUGCGCAGGAUGGAGACUAUCUUCUUUCAGACAUCAGCUCUCAACUCUCUCUGGGCAACCCCAGACCAGAUACUCAUCUAGCAAGUCUUUAUCAAAACCAAACCUUCCCCAAGGUCCCUGUCGAACUCGAUUUGCCCCGUCUCCGACCGGCUACCUUCAUCUGGGAUCAUUACGGACCGCCUUGUUUAAUUACCUCCUUGCAAGGGCCACCAAUGGCCAAUUUAUCUUGCGAUUAGAGGAUACGGAUCAGAGCCGACUCGUUGGGGAUGCCGAGACAAGGCUGUAUGAUGACUUGAGAUGGGCCGGGCUAUCCUGGGAUGAAGGUCCUGAUGUAGGCGGGAGGUUCGGCCCAUAUCGGCAGUCCCAACGGCUGAAGCUCUAUGAUGCUCAUGCGGACCGCCUGGUCCAGGAAGAGAAGGCUUAUCGAUGCUUCUGCUCGCCCAGUGACUUGGAGGCUCAUAAGAAGCAAGCGCACGAACAUGGAUUGCCAACGACUUAUCCCGGCACGUGCCUCAGCAUCUCCCCUGAAGAGUCCGAAGAGCGUGCAGCACGAGGCGACCGGUACGCUGUGAGAUUCAAGAGCGCCAAGGCUCCGGCUGUGAUUCAGGAUCUUGUGUAUAAACGAUACCGGAAGGCAGAGCCUGAGGAGGACUUCAUCAUCCGGAAGAGAGAUGGUUUCCCCACGUAUCACUUUGCCAAUGUCGUUGAUGACCAUGCCAUGGAGAUCACCCAUGUUAUCCGGGGUGCUGAAUGGCUCAUCUCGACGCCGAAGCACGUCGAGCUGUACAACGCCUUCGGUUGGCAGCCGCCGAAGUUCGCCCAUGUCGGCCUGCUUGUCAACAUGGAGCGGCAGAAGCUGAGCAAGCGGCAUCCCGGGGUUAAUAUGUCUUGGUACCAGAGCGAGGGAGUUCUCCCACCUGCUCUCCUAAACUUCGCCGUCUUGCUGGGUUGGCACCAAGGCCGAGGCAAAGACGUCAUGUCUCUGGACGAGAUGGUCGAAAGCUUCUCGUUGAAGUUUACCAAGGGCGACAUCGUCGUCUCCAUGGAUAAGCUACCAUACUUUCAGAGGCAGCACACUGGACGCCUUCUGACUGAGGACCCUCCGAACAUGACUCUACUUACAGCACACUUCGUGGAUCCAAUCGAAACGAUAAUCAGCAAUAUCGAAUCAUCCAAAUCUGGGGAACAUAUGGACAACAAUAUAGACCCAAGUCUAUUAGGUGACUUAGUUCCAACUAUGAGCCCCGAACAGGGAAACCCGCAGAGCUACAUCCUAAAGGCUCUCAGGGCUAGCCGGCCGCCCACCUCGACCCUCGAGAGCUUUGUCGGCGACAACAAAUAUCUAUUCUGGACAGUCCCACAGACGGUUCUUGAGGAGCGUCUCAACGAUAUAGAUAUCGAGAAUCUGGCCCUUGAAUCUAAACCUGCCACAGCGGGAGACUCCAUCACGUUCCUCGAGACUGCAUUUAGAAACAAGCCCGCGCCUUGGACGGCAGAGAACCUCAACCCCCUGCUCAAGAAGGCGGCAGCGGCUAUAACCUUUGUUGACAAAACUUCUGGUCGCGCUGUAGAAACUGGUGGUUACAGCUUCCUGCGGUGGGUUCUUCUCGGGCGGGAUAAGGGGCCAGGCCUUGGUGACGUGAUGGAGCUUCUGGGGAAGGAGGAGACCAUUCGACGCCUUCAGCUUGCGAGCAAAGUAGCAAGUGGUCGGGUUGGAGGCGGUGACUGAUUCUCAGGCCAUGUUAGAGUACGGCGCUUCCCAUUUGUUUUGUAAUAGCACUGUAUCAAUACUGC